AGCAUCCCUAAUAACUACAACUACUACACAUCAUGGCUCCCUCCACCAUUGAGUCGCAGAAUACCAAACCUGAAGCCCCCGCCUUCCCCGAGAAACAGACCGUCCAGCCCCUUGACGCCUCCAAACUGACCUAUACCUAUACUACCAAUCCUCGCGAUGUUCCCGACGAAGCAACAGCCAAUUCCGGCGACGAGACCAUCUGCACCGACCACAUGGUCGUCGCAACCUGGAAAGCCUCCACAGGCUGGUCAGACCCAGAACUGAAGCCCUACGGUCCAUUGAAUCUCAUGCCCACAGCCUCCUGCUUACACUAUGCCACCGAAUGCUUCGAGGGACUCAAGGUAUACCGCGGCUACGACGGUAAGCUCCGGGUCUUCCGCCCAGAUCGCAACGCCGCCCGUCUGAAUAUGUCCGCGAGUCGUAUCUCCCUGCCACAAGCCGAUCCCGACGAGAUAACAAAGCUCAUCUACGCCCUCCUCGAGGUCGAUGGCGCGAAAUGGCUCCCUAAGGAGAGAGCCGGAAGCUUCUUGUACUUGAGACCGACACUCAUCGGCACCCAGCCGACUAUCGGUCUUGUGAAGUCUAAACAGGCGAUCUUGUACAUUAUCUUGAGCUAUAUGCCCCGACAAGAUACUCCGCCUGGUGGAAUGAGGCUUCUAACUUCACCGGAAGAUAUGGUACGUUCUUGGGUGGGUGGAUUCGGCUAUGCCAAGGUUGGUGCGAAUUAUGGGCCGUCGGUACUUGCCACACAAGAUGCUAUGCAACGCGGCUUUCACCAAAUCCUCUGGCUAUACGGUGAUCAGGGUGAGUGUACAGAGGCGGGUGGUAGUAAUUUCUUUGUGGUCUGGCGCCGUAAGGAUGGCAAGAAGGAGAUUAUCACGGCGCCGUUAGAUGACCGUCUCAUUCUGGAUGGUGUUACCCGUCGCAGCUGCUUGGAGCUGGCAAAGGAAAGGCUCUGUGAUGAGUUUGAAGUCACUGAGCGCAAGUACACUAUCGGCGAGCUAAUCGAGGCCGAGGCAGAAGGCCGACUGCUGGAGUCUUUUGCUGCGGGCACAGCGUGGUUUGUUACCCCUGUUUCGGCGAUUCAGCACCGAAAGCAUGAUAUAGCUAUCCCUACAGGACCUGAUGGUGGACCUGGGGAGGUCACUGAUAAGAUCAAGGGCUGGCUGAGCGACAUUAUGUAUGGGCGUACAGAGCAUGAGUGGGGCAUUGUGGUGUCGGAGAGGGAAUAGACGACGGGAUGAUGUUCUUUUU
Messenger RNA from Aspergillus caelatus, 1254 nucleotides. RefSeq names its product aminotransferase. Gene Ontology annotation, biological process: L-leucine biosynthetic process; L-valine biosynthetic process. Gene Ontology annotation, molecular function: branched-chain-amino-acid:2-oxoglutarate transaminase activity. The transcript has 2 exons. The record is from RefSeq and is a predicted model, not a curated record. Gene Ontology annotation, cellular component: mitochondrion. Lineage: Eukaryota; Fungi; Ascomycota; Eurotiomycetes; Eurotiales; Aspergillaceae. The coding region runs from base 33 to 1232 and encodes 399 amino acids.